Oppia nitens is the source of this 634-nucleotide messenger RNA. It is a transcript of the gene Naa80, whose product is annotated as N-alpha-acetyltransferase 80-like. Gene Ontology annotation, molecular function: N-acetyltransferase activity; acetyl-CoA binding. The record is from RefSeq and is a predicted model, not a curated record. Gene Ontology annotation, cellular component: cytoplasm. The transcript is spliced from 2 exons. NCBI's taxonomy places the organism in Eukaryota, Metazoa, Arthropoda, Arachnida, Sarcoptiformes, Oppiidae. Gene Ontology annotation, biological process: protein acetylation. The coding region runs from base 45 to 623 and encodes 192 amino acids.
GUAAUCACAAACCUGAUGUUUACCGCACCGAUCGUCGACCACUAAUGAAACCGACAAUCGGCUACUGUUUAGUCAAACUUCACGACAAUCCCGAACUAAUUGAUGGCUGCGCUCUACUACUUAACAAACAAUGGCAGCGGAGUUUGACAUCUCGUUUGCAUUCAUUGAACAAAUCGUGCGAUGAUUUUCCACUUUCGUUGGUUUUAAUCAACAAUAAUAAAACCGAUUAUCAAAUCUUAGGACACAUUCGCGUCAAACGAGAACCACUGGUCAACAAUCGACACACGGUUUUCAUUGAGUCGCUAAUUGUUGACGAAUGUGUUAGAGGACAGGGAUUUGGCAAAUAUAUAAUGUUGGAAACGGAACGGUUGGUCAAACAGAUGGGAUUCUUGACAAUCACGUUAACCACAACUGAUAAACAAGAAUUUUACAGACAUCUCGGCUAUCGUGAAGUAAACUUAUCGGUUGAUUGCAACCAAAUGAGUUGUCGCCCAAUGUCUUCCAUAUUAUCAGCAGAGUCACCACAAAUGCCAACUCCACCCCCACCUCCAGUGCCACCACCGAUGCCAUCGAUAAAUAAAUCAAAUAAUUUAGUCAAAGUCUUAAUGUUAAAGAAUAUUUAAUUGAAAAUCUA